AUGGUCACCUGUCUUCGGGAUGGUGUUACAAAGCCAAUUGCCAAGCUUAAUCUUCUUACCAUGCGGCAUCCCAUAGCUCAGGCUUUGGUUACAAGUGUGACUUGUUCAGAUGAGGAACCUAUGUCUUACACUGUUGCAAAUAAAAAUCCUAAAUGGAGGAAAGCCAUGAGUGAAGAGUUUGAUGCUCUGUUGCGUAAUGGCACUUGGGAAUUGGUUCCUCCACAUCCAUCCUUUAAUGUGGUUGGUAAUAAAUGGGUUUAUCAAAUCAAGAGACAUGCAGAUGGGACUAUCUCUAGGUAUAAAGCUCGGCUUGUAGCAAAAGGGUUUACACAAUAG
This is a messenger RNA of Telopea speciosissima, 336 nucleotides long. RefSeq lists its product as uncharacterized. Lineage: Eukaryota; Viridiplantae; Streptophyta; Magnoliopsida; Proteales; Proteaceae. The record is from RefSeq and is a predicted model, not a curated record. The transcript has a single exon. Bases 1 to 336 code for a protein of 111 amino acids.